GGGUAGCCCGCCUCAUCCGAUGAAGAUGUUCGCGCAGGUGGGAAGAGUCAUGCCGGCGGCAGACAUACUGGAAAUGAAAAAACUCGGCAACGGUCAAGUACUGCCAUCUCACGUGAACUUAUUCUGGUCGCGGCAUGAGGUGCGCCCCUCAUGUUCCGAGGGCCCGGAUUUGUUACUCAUGCUUCAGAGCGGGUCACGUCAGCGCAUCCUGCCGUAGCACGCCCAGAUGCCUCUAUUGCGGUGAGCAUCUCCCCACGUCUCCUACCUGCCCGAUACUGCUUAAUCAAAAAAGAAUGCUCACGAUGGCCGCAGAGCACAACAUCCCCUUAAUUGAAGCGAAGAAAAGAGUCGCUAGCUCCAGCUCAACAGGUAUCAGCACUGGCCUUUCGUCUAACUCGGCGUCGUUUCCAUGUAGUCCGUUCGCCUCGCAUAACAGGUUUGACGUCUUGAAUAACCACUCAUCCGACUUUCCCCCAGAUAGCGGCGUGUCUUAUGCGCAAAUAGUGGCAGGCGCCCCACGUCGGCAACAAGCUCAAAAUAAUAGCCCCUCGCACUCUUCUUCGUCUGGUGAUCGCAACUUUGCAAAGCGGCCCCCUCCGCGCCCAGAAAGGAUAGGUCAAGAAUUUAUGACGUCCUCAAACGGCCGAACACCUUCUUUUUCGGGCAACGGAACGGCCUUCUCGCAGGCUUUCACGCCUGACUAUGCUGACUUCCACGGCACUCCUUCUCUCGACGCAGGUAAUGCUAACACCGGUUUUGGGGUUGUCGCCGAAAUUCUAAAUGCACUCGGGUUUAAUGGCGUAUCCGACGUUUCAUCCAUCCUUCAACAGAUUGUAUCUCUCAUCAGGUUAAUAUCUCCUGCAUUUAACAAAAUUAAGCAAAUCUUGGAACUUCUCAAUUCCAGCAGUCUUUCGCCUUCGCAUCAGCAGGUUUUUCGCUCUGCCUCCCCGCAAGGUUACCCGUCGUCGGAAAGGACGACUCACUACCCCUAUCCCUAA
Messenger RNA from Wasmannia auropunctata (little fire ant), 998 nucleotides. RefSeq lists its product as uncharacterized. The transcript has 3 exons. The record is from RefSeq and is a predicted model, not a curated record. Gene Ontology annotation, molecular function: nucleic acid binding; zinc ion binding. The coding region runs from base 135 to 998 and encodes 287 amino acids. NCBI's taxonomy places the organism in Eukaryota, Metazoa, Arthropoda, Insecta, Hymenoptera, Formicidae.